This is a messenger RNA of Aphanomyces invadans, 1677 nucleotides long. RefSeq lists its product as hypothetical. Gene Ontology annotation, molecular function: metal ion binding. Bases 21 to 1595 code for a protein of 524 amino acids. The transcript has a single exon. The record is from RefSeq and is a predicted model, not a curated record. Lineage: Eukaryota; Oomycota; Saprolegniomycetes; Saprolegniales; Verrucalvaceae.
CGAAAAAGUACUCAGGAACGAUGACGGCGUCGGUCGUGGAUGAGUUCGAAGCGGACGCGAGGUCGUCGUUGGCGCUCUUCUGCUUUGGAGACGCGUCCGAGUACACCCUUGUGUCCCAGCAGGUGCAUCCCGCGUCGGGCCGGCUACGACUCCAGCUCGACGAGCGCGUUUUGCGGUCGAAAGGAAACGACUCGACGCUCUAUGUGGUCCGAGCCGCGAUGCACAUCCCUGCCGCCCAGCUCUGUGAAGUGCUUCCGAUCCUGAUGGACGGACACGAGAGCAACAUGCAGGACACAGCCCAGUUCUUCUUUGGCAGCAAAGUCGUCGAGUACGACGAGAUUGCUCGGACAACCACCGACUCAGGGUCGUCCCUGAGCGUGAAGACAAUGGUCGCGGACCAAAACAACAUGCUCAAAUCGCGGUUCCAAGCGUCGUUCGUUGACUUUUCGACCGUGAUCUCGCCAGACUGGAUGAAGCAGCGCGACAUGACCGACAUGCACGUUCGCGUCAUCCAAAGCCUGCCUGAACCGUUGGACGCGAACAAAGACAAGCCGAUCGCUCCCCGUGGCUUCAUGGCCCGCGAGUCACCUGACGGCACCGGCGUCGAUGUUCAGUGCGCCAUGUCGUUCGUGGAAGCAGGCCUCAUCAACUUGCCGCGCCGGUCUCGCUACCAGCGCCUCGCUUUAGGCGUGCUUAAGCUCGAAGACAUCGUCGUGUCUCGCCGCGUGAGUCGGUCGUUCCGCGAGCGUUCCGAGCCGUCGGCGUGGGUUAGCGACGGUGUCCGGCAGACUUGCCACAUUUGCGUGACCAAGUUCCGCGUCAACAAACGCCGCCACCACUGCCGUCUCUGCGGCGAAGUCGCAUGUGAUACAUGCGCCCCCAAAGUGGACAUCGUGCUUCCGGCGGUGUCGGCAGAAAACGAACCGCGUGUGUCGUCGGUACGCAUCUGCAUGGCGUGCGUCCACAAGGACCCAGCGUCGAUGCCGGCGCAUCAACAGUCCCCGCCGACGCCUUCGACCUCGUUCGGCUCGACAGAUACCCCACGGCGGCGCGCCCGCGCCACGUCCAUUGUCGACGCGAUUUCCGACGCCAUGUACUUCAAACAAGGCACAGCCGUAUCUCCCGACGUCGCCGCCAACGGCCCGCCCAGCUGCAUCAGUAGCAACGACUCGUGCGGCAGCGACAGUGGCACGGACGACCUCGACUCGGACGAGCGACUCCUCAACUUGUCGCUGGGCGUUGGCCACUUGUCGAAUCCCAUGGCGCCGUGCGAUGACUUCUGCGCGUGCUGCCACGACACACUCGGCGCGAUUCGAUACGAAUGCGCGGGGUGCACCGACAUGGUGUGUGGCGCAUGCAACCUGCAAGUGUACAAACGGCGGGGCCGUCCCCUCCAUGAGCCGGAGAACCUCUGCCGUGCAUGCGUCCUCGCCGACCAAAAGGCCGAACAACACGCUCGUCCGCCCGCCGCCCCGAAGAAGGUCGUGUCGGGCCCAUCGUCGCCGCUUUCCCACGCAAUUGCAGCCAAGAAAGCGCUCGCAUCCAAGUCUUACAUUGGCCAAGCAUCGCCGUUGAUGCACAUGUGGCACAAUUAGGUGUAGUGUCUCUCUGUUGAGUUGUGAAUCCAUCCCCUAUUUAUUGGAACGAUGUUGAAAAAGCCGCCCUCUCGGCGACUCG